AUGCGACUAAUCAGUGUUGGAGGUAAGGAGGAUAUGAAGGAUGCCGACGGAUUUGCAGUUAAGAUAUAUAUGAUAUGGAAGAAUAGAAACGAUCUUAUUUGGCAUAAUGAGUGUGAGGAAGCAGCUAAGCUCGGCUGGGGCUGGUGUGUUCAUGAUAACUUCAGAAACUUUAUCAUUGCAGGUGUGACUUGGGAUACUGGUACCCUCUCCGUCAUUGAAGCUGAAGCUUUGGCCCUUAAAGAGGCAAUUCGUGGCGCUAUAGAUUUGUACCUAGAUAAUGUAAUUUUUAAAAGUGACUCUCAUAGGGUAGUUCAAGUUAUCCAAUCCAACCACAAUGGUGGAUCCGAAUUUAAUUUCAUUAUUAAGUUCAUUAUAAGGAUGUUACAUGUUUUCCCUAACUUUGAGCUUAAGUUUAUUAAACGUCAAGUGAAUUCGGUUGCUCACUCUCUUGCGAGGGAGGCCAAUUCUUGGUCUAGGCAUAGUGUGUUUAAUUUGAUUCCUCCUUAUAUUGAACAACAUUUGAUUAAUGAAUUAUAUUAA
Messenger RNA from Lathyrus oleraceus (garden pea), 540 nucleotides. RefSeq lists its product as uncharacterized. The coding region runs from base 1 to 540 and encodes 179 amino acids. The transcript has 3 exons. Lineage: Eukaryota; Viridiplantae; Streptophyta; Magnoliopsida; Fabales; Fabaceae. The record is from RefSeq and is a predicted model, not a curated record. Gene Ontology annotation, molecular function: nucleic acid binding; RNA-DNA hybrid ribonuclease activity.